AUGGCGAAAAGUCAUGACGUAGAUAAUGACGUAUAUAAUCAUCUGCAUGAAAAGGAAGAGGAUUCCGAUAUUGAUGAAACUUACGACCACGCCCAUGGAAACAUAAACCGUACAACGGAAGAAAGUGACUGCAGUACUUUAAAUACAGGGAGACGAUAUAUGGCACCAGAUGUUUCAGCUACUGAAGAUAGUGUUUAUUAUGAACGCGAGCAACAUGGUGAUUACUCUUCACUGAAAAAGCAAGAUAACCAGACGGAUGUAGGUUUUAACAACACUUCUUAUGAAACUGAAAGAGGAGCAGAUCAGAAUCUUUUUGCCGAGCAACGAACAAAUGAGAAACAGAUUGUGAAUGGCCCACCGUUUGCUCAUUCUGUUGAUUUACCAGGAACAAAAACCGCGCGCACCCACCAUGGAAAUGAAAGUUCGAUGAUGAAAAGUUAUGACGUAAAUGAUGACGUAUACAACCAUCUGCAUGAAAAGGAAGAGGAUUCCGAAAAUGAUGAAACUUACGACCACGCCCAUGGAAACAUAAGCAGUGCAAUGGAAGAUAGUGAUUACAACAAUCUCAAUACAGGGAUAAGAUAUAAGGAACCUGAUGUUUCUGUUGCUGAAGUUAACGAUUAUGAUGAUAGAGAGCCGCCUGGUGAUUACUGUGCACUGAAAAAGCAGUAAAGAUGUAAAUGAAUAUUCAUUAGCAAAACUAUUGCUGUGCCUAGUCCGAGUCACGCAUUUUAUUUCUGAAACUGUUUGUUGCCUUACAUUAACUUUAGAGACUUUACGCAGACAUAACACAUAUAGUGCAAGAGAUCUUAAAUGUACAAUUCCAAUCAUAAUAAUGAUUGAUUUUAUAUAGCGCUUUUCUUGCAUACAUGUAAUUGCUACUCAAUGUGCUUUACAAUACAUCACAUGUAUUACCCCAGCAGACCAGCAGACCAUAACAAUCCAGAAUCUUUCUCAGUGCAAGCUGCCUUUAAGGAAGCUAACAUUCUGACAAUAUCUUUCACUGUCUAUAGCCCGGUACCCCUUAUUACACUUGGAUGGAGUGUGGAAAUUCGUGAAAAGUGCCUUUUCCUAGGACACAACCUCGAGUUGCUUUGGUCCGGAUUUUAAUUAACUCACAACCUUUUGGUUUGGAGUUCGGCAUCUUAACCACUAGACUACCGACGCUAUCACUUGGAUAACAUAGGAAAAACAAUUUUCAAUGUGUGUUUCUUUCUUAAGUUUGUGCGCUUUUAAGGCACAGAUUCAUUUGACUACAUUUUUGGUAUGAUUUUUCGAGUCGGGGUUCUUCAUUUCUUCUCCUUUUAUAAUGCUGAACAGAUUUUUUUUUUGCCUUGAAAUAUUAGGUUAUUUACGUUGAUAAU
Saccostrea cuccullata (small rock oyster) is the source of this 1364-nucleotide messenger RNA. RefSeq lists its product as uncharacterized. Bases 1 to 672 code for a protein of 223 amino acids. The transcript has 3 exons. The record is from RefSeq and is a predicted model, not a curated record. Lineage: Eukaryota; Metazoa; Mollusca; Bivalvia; Ostreida; Ostreidae.